Molecule: messenger RNA, 2817 nt
Organism: Condylura cristata (star-nosed mole)
Lineage: Eukaryota; Metazoa; Chordata; Mammalia; Eulipotyphla; Talpidae
Gene: OXSM
Product: 3-oxoacyl-ACP synthase, mitochondrial
Exons: 3
Coding region: 261-1298 (345 amino acids)
Biological process (GO): fatty acid biosynthetic process
Molecular function (GO): 3-oxoacyl-[acyl-carrier-protein] synthase activity
Source: RefSeq, a predicted model, not a curated record
CGCACGCAAAAGUCAUUGCCGCGGCUGACUACUGGGCUGCCCACGUGAGUCUCGGUCCAGGCAUUGGCUUAGUGACUCCUUUGGGUGUUGGAACUCAACUGGUAUGGGAUCGUCUUAUUCGGGGAGAGAAUGGAAUUGUUUCACUGGUUGGUGAAGAGUAUAAGAGUAUCCCUUGCAGUGUUGCUGCUUAUGUGCCAAGAGGUUCUGAUGAAGGUCAGUUCAAUGAGCAAAACUUUGUGCUCAAGUCAGACAUCAAGUCCAUGUCUUCUCCCACCAUUAUGGCCAUUGGGGCUGCAGAGUUAGCCCUGAAAGAUUCCAACUGGCAUCCUCAGUCAGAAACUGAUCAAGUGGCUACUGGUGUUGCAAUUGGCAUGGGAAUGGUACCUCUUGAAGUGGUAUCUGAAACUGCUUUGAUGUUUCAGACAAAAGGUUACAGUAAAGUCAGCCCUUUCUUUGUCCCUAAAAUUCUGAUCAAUAUGGCAGCAGGCCAGGUCAGCAUUCGCUAUAAACUGAAGGGCCCCAAUCAUGCAGUAUCCACAGCCUGUACCACAGGAGCUCAUGCUGUGGGAGACUCUUUCAGACUUAUAGCUCAUGGGGAUGCUGAUGUGAUGGUGGCUGGAGGCACAGAUUCUUGCAUUAGUCCUCUCUCUCUUGCUGGGUUUUGUAGAGCCCGGGCUCUGAGCACAAAUUCUGAUCCUAAGUUGGCAUGUCGGCCAUUUCAUCCAAAGAGAGAUGGUUUUGUAAUGGGAGAAGGUGCCGCAGUGCUGGUGCUGGAAGAACAUGAACACGCUGUUCAAAGAGGGGCCCGGAUAUAUGCUGAAGUUUUGGGGUAUGGACUUUCAGGUGAUGCUGGUCACAUAACUGCCCCAGACCCUGAAGGAGAAGGUGCCUUAAGAUGUAUGACUGCUGCUGUAAGAGAUGCAAAUGUGCACCCUGAAGAGAUAACCUAUGUCAAUGCACAUGCUACUUCCACACCUUUGGGAGAUGCUGCUGAGAACAAAGCUAUCAAACAUCUUUUCAAAGACCAUGCCCAUGCGCUUGCUGUCUCCUCGACCAAGGGAGCCACCGGGCAUCUGCUGGGAGCUGCAGGGGCGACCGAAGCAGCUUUUACAGCACUUGCUUGUUAUUAUCGAAAACUACCACCUACUUUAAACCUGGAUUGUACAGAGCCAGAAUUUGAUCUCAAUUAUGUCCCGCUAAGGGCACAAGAAUGGAAAACUGAGAAAAGAUGUAUUGGACUCACCAAUUCUUUUGGUUUUGGUGGUACUAAUGCAACACUUUGUAUUGCUGGCAUAUAGUGCAAAUCAUCUGUAAUUAAACAUUGAUUUUUAAAAUGCUAUAAGCAGACUAUAUUAAGUGAAGAAAUACUGUGUUCAUGUGAAUGCAUGUACUUAUAUUUCAAUACCCAGAUGCCUUUGUUCUGUCAGGGUUUCUCAGUCUUGGCACUGUUGACAUUUUGGGCAGCAUAAUUUUUUGUUGGGGAACAGAGGGAAAGAGGGGCUCCUAUAAACUCUAUGUUUACUGGUGUCCCAUUCUGGACCCACAAUAUUCCGAAGCACCCCCUACCUUGGUGUGAACCUCAAGUGUCCAUAGACAUUGCCAAAUAUUUCCUGGAGGGUGCAGGGACGAUGUGGGAGGAGACAAAGGGCAACCUAACUCCAACAUGAGAAUCACUGAUCUCUCUUUUCUAAUAUUCAUAGGUUAAACAUUUUACCCCCUCUUAUCUCUUUUACAGUUUGAUAAGUCACUACUCUGUGCUAGUCUGGGACGCCCCAUUGUACAUCUCAGGCACACCAUUCCCAUGUUACGUACAGUGAAGAAAUACAGUGAAGUUUGCGCAACUGACCAGUAGUCUUUGGAUAUGGUAAUCAAGCUGCAAUGAUCUAUUUACACCUUAUCUACCUACUUCUCUUUUCUUCAUAUUAUCUAGCCUAUGAUUCAGUACAUCAGUGGCAGUUCUCCAAACUCCUUAGCCAUAAAUUCUCUAAAAGAAGGAAGUGAAAUGAUUUUGGCCUUUCUGAUUCUUUUUAUAUUUACAGUGGUACAUAGUAACUAAUGAAAGCUAGAUCUUUAAGAAGUAGAACAAAAUUUUUUGUUAGCUCAAACCCUAUCACCUGGCCUACUUCUGACUUCAUUGCAACUAGAGGAGAAUUCUGUUGUGUUUGCUUCUAAGUGCCAGUGGUACCCUUACUUUUAUACUUUAGGGUUCCUGUCCCACUAAAAGUAUUGGGGUAGGGAGUAGAUAAGUUCCCUGAAGGUAAUAUUCAACCAAUGAGUGGUGAGAGCUGGUGUCCUAGUGCCUCAGCCUGCUUCCAGAGGCAUAUCUAGGAUGCUGUACGGUUGCUUCGAGGGUUUACAGUGAGAUGGCACCUUAGCACUCAGCUCAAUGGAAUUACCUUUCCUGAUUUUUUUUCUCCUUCACUGUGAGCCUUCUGUUAUUCUUAAUUGUGCUUCCAUGAAUCACUUCUAAGUAAAUUACCUUGUCAUAGGCUCUGCUUUCUGGGGGAUUCUAAGGAAGUUUGUGUUGCAAUGGGGUUUACUGUAUUAAACGGAGAGCGUGAGUAAAUGAAUGAAUGGAAUGUGUAUUUCUACAAAACUGAGUAGCGUGCCCCACAUUUUACUGGGAUAAGCAUGUUGCCUUGUUGAUCCUGACUAACACUGUAUCUCCAUGGCCUAGCGUAAGACUCCAGUCAUACUAAGCUAUCUCAUUGGCAUACAUUGGUUUGUUCACAAAUUUGUUGGUUGCUACCUGUGGCCCUGGAUAUACACAGCUUACUAAUGAUGAAGGCAUUUGUCUUUACAUACCUAUAAAUGCAA